This is a messenger RNA of Bacillus rossius redtenbacheri, 2096 nucleotides long. RefSeq names its product elongation factor 1-alpha. Lineage: Eukaryota; Metazoa; Arthropoda; Insecta; Phasmatodea; Bacillidae. Gene Ontology annotation, molecular function: GTPase activity; translation elongation factor activity; GTP binding. The record is from RefSeq and is a predicted model, not a curated record. The transcript has 6 exons. Gene Ontology annotation, biological process: translational elongation; translation. Bases 275 to 1663 code for a protein of 462 amino acids.
GUCGUUCUCUUUCUGUCGUGGCAUCUGGAGGUGAGUGAAGUUCUCGCUUACGUUGUGAAUAUCCGUUUAAUAUUGGUGUAAAACGAGUGCAUCGGUGAGUAGAUAUUGUUUAUUUUGGUCGCACGUACAUUUUGGAUUGCCGAUAUUACAAUAUUUGUUCAUGUGCUCAACUAUUUAUAUAUUUUUGUGUCUACUGAAGUUGUGUUUCGACAUCUUGGAACCGGUCGACGAGACCGCAUGCUUUCCUAUCACGCUACUUUAAAAGCCUACCACAAUGGGAAAGGAGAAGAUUCACAUUAACAUUGUCGUGAUCGGACACGUAGACUCCGGCAAGUCCACGACCACAGGACAUUUGAUCUACAAAUGCGGUGGUAUCGACAAAAGAACCAUUGAGAAGUUCGAGAAGGAAGCCCAGGAGAUGGGCAAGGGCUCCUUCAAGUACGCGUGGGUGCUGGACAAGCUGAAGGCGGAGCGUGAGCGUGGUAUCACCAUCGACAUUGCGCUGUGGAAGUUUGAGACCAGCAAGUACUACGUCACGAUCAUAGACGCCCCGGGACACAGGGACUUCAUCAAGAACAUGAUCACCGGGACGUCGCAGGCGGACUGCGCCGUGCUGAUCGUGGCGGCGGGCACGGGAGAGUUUGAGGCGGGCAUCUCGAAGAACGGGCAGACGAGAGAGCACGCCCUGCUGGCCUUCACCCUGGGAGUGAAGCAGCUCAUCGUCGGAGUCAACAAGAUGGACUCCACGGAGCCGCCCUACAGCGAGUCUCGCUAUGAGGAGAUCAAGAAGGAAGUGAGCAACUACAUCAAGAAGAUCGGCUACAACCCGGCGGCAGUGGCGUUCGUGCCCAUCUCGGGCUGGCACGGGGACAACAUGCUGGAGCACUCGGACAAGAUGUCGUGGUUCAAGGGCUGGAACGUGGAGCGCAAGGAGGGCAAGGCGGAGGGCAGGACCCUGAUCGAGGCCCUGGACGCCAUCCUGCCGCCCAGCCGCCCCACGGAGAAGCCCCUGCGCCUGCCCCUGCAGGACGUGUACAAGAUCGGCGGCAUCGGCACGGUGCCCGUGGGCCGGGUGGAGACGGGCGUGCUGAAGCCCGGCAUGGUGGUGACCUUCGCGCCCGCCAACAUCACCACGGAGGUGAAGUCGGUGGAGAUGCACCACGAGGCGCUGACGGAGGCGGUCCCCGGGGACAACGUGGGCUUCAACGUGAAGAACGUGUCGGUGAAGGAGCUGCGUCGCGGCUACGUGGCGGGCGACUCGAAGAACAACCCGCCCCGGGGAGCCCAGGACUUCCUGGCGCAGGUGAUAGUGCUGAACCACCCCGGCCAGAUCUCGAACGGCUACACGCCCGUGCUGGACUGCCACACGGCCCACAUCGCCUGCAAGUUCGCCGAGAUCAAGGAGAAGUGCGACCGCCGUACCGGCAAGACCACGGAGGAGAACCCCAAGUCCAUCAAGUCGGGCGACGCGGCCAUCGUGAACCUGGUCCCCAGCAAGCCCAUGUGCGUGGAGUCCUUCCAGGAGUUCCCCCCGCUCGGCCGGUUUGCCGUGCGCGACAUGAGGCAGACCGUGGCUGUGGGAGUCAUCAAGAGCGUGACCCCGAAGGACUUGAGCUCGGGCAAGGUGACGAAGGCCGCGGAGAAGGCCCAGAAGAAGAAAUAACUAGCUGUCUUGUUUGGUCCACACUCGGCGGGAGGCACGCAGCUCUCUGCCUUGCCGACUGUCAUCCUCCAUCUUUGCUUUUUCAACGUGAGCUGCCUCUUCUUGUUUUCCAGUUGGCUGCUGAAACCCUGUUUCCAUCGCAAAGAGUUUCGCAGGAAAGGCGGGCUUGUACACACGGAUCAAUUUUUAGCCCCGCCCGUUUUUUAUUAAUUUUAUUACUUGCAAAUAUCGCAGAGCAGAGUUUAUUGAAAAAAAAUCGGGAAUUGCGACGAAGAUAACUUUUAUUUGAUAUUUUGUGAUGAAGUGGAAGAGGAAGGAAACAUUUUUAUUUUUCAUUCCUUUGUUUUCCAUGUUCCUCAUAAGUGUUAACAGUUUCAGCUUCUGUACAUAUUUGUGGUAACAAAAGGGCCAAUAAAGAAGCUUUGAAUCAUGA